UUCUCUCUCUCUCUCUCUCUCUCUCACACACACACACACACGCACGCACAGUCUGUUGUGCGCUUCGGGUCUCACAGCCAAGCAAGCAAGCUAAGCUUAGAUAGAGAAAAGAUAAAAGGUGAACUCUUUAUCUUUCCUCAUUCUUUGAAUCCCCACCCAAAAAUCUAGGGCUUUCUCUUUACUCUUCUCUCACUUCCCAUCUCAGAAUCUCACUCUCUACAUUAUUAACUUCCUUAAUUCUCGUCCUUUACUACUACUAAACUCUCUGCUUACUUCACCUUUUACGUUCACCUGGUUUUGCAAAGAUGGAGAGCAUGCAUAGCUUUUGGCAAUUGGGUGAUGAGCUUCGAGGACAAUCAAAAGUCUCAGAGGAUCACAAAUGGUUAGUGGCUGCUUCAAAAUUGGCUGAGCAGACAAGGAUAAAGGGCGAGCGCAUGAAUAACCUUGAUCUCUCCAAGGGCCCAACUGAAAUGAGGAUAAGGGAGAAGUUUGGGUUCCAGGAAGACAACAAAUUUGAAAGCCUCAACUUCAACAUGUUGAACUUGGACUCUAAAUUAACUGAAAGUGUGAACAAAAGUUCUUCCCUCAGGAACGGUAUUUAUAAUAUGAAUGCAGUUUAUCAGAAAAACAAUGCAACCCUUAUGGGAAACAUAAUGGGUACCAAGUAUAGUGGCAAUAACCUCAUCAGCAAAGCAUCCAACGACAACAUCAAUAACAAUAACUCCAACAACUCCACCACCAACAACAACAAUGAAAAUGCCAACUCCAACAAUGCAGUUGACAAAAGGUUCAAGACCUUGCCAGCAACAGAGACACUCCCACGGAAUGAGGUGUUGGGGGGAUACAUCUUUGUAUGUAAUAAUGACACAAUGCAGGAAGAUUUAAAGCGACAGCUAUUUGGUUUGCCUCCAAGAUAUCGGGAUUCUGUUCGGGCAAUAACCCCAGGCUUACCACUGUUUCUCUAUAAUUACACUACUCACCAGUUGCAUGGAAUCUUUGAGGCAACAAGUUUUGGGGGAUCCAACAUUGAUCCAACUGCUUGGGAAGAUAAAAAAUGUAAAGGCGAGUCAAGGUUUCCAGCUCAGGUGAGAAUCCGUGUUAGAAAAAUAUGCAAGGCUUUGGAAGAAGAUGCCUUUAGGCCAGUCUUGCAUCACUAUGAUGGCCCCAAAUUCCGUCUUGAGCUCUCAGUUCCAGAGACCCUGGAUCUAUUAGACCUCUGCGAACAAGCAGGCACUGUUGCAUAAGCAAUAUGUAAGCAGAAUUGCAAUGUAGUAGGUUUUUGUGGUGCAUGUCAGCUGUGUGCUUUUCACAGAUUUUCCAUAGAGCGCAAGCUUCGGGGAUAAGUCUGGUUGGGCAAAUGUUCUUGAAAAAAUAUAGGUUAAAGUGUGUGUGAGCCAGCUGAAUAAAUAGUCUUGUAUCUUGUGAGGAUACUUGUUAAGUUGCAUGACAUUUGAUAGCAUUAUAAAUGUUACAGACAGAGUUUUAAGAUGUAAAAGAGAACAACCUCUGUGUGUAAUGCUAAUAGUCCUCUAAAUAUAAAGGGCUUGACGCGUUUAUCAUUUGUGAUUAUGAACACAGUUCCAAAAAACUAUUUUCUGUUUUUUUAUGUGUUUGGUUAAAAAUGGACAG
This is a messenger RNA of Quercus lobata, 1629 nucleotides long. Its product is annotated as DCD (Development and Cell Death) domain protein. The coding region runs from base 306 to 1244 and encodes 312 amino acids. The record is from RefSeq and is a predicted model, not a curated record. The transcript is spliced from 6 exons. Gene Ontology annotation, biological process: response to endoplasmic reticulum stress. NCBI's taxonomy places the organism in Eukaryota, Viridiplantae, Streptophyta, Magnoliopsida, Fagales, Fagaceae.